Owenia fusiformis is the source of this 388-nucleotide messenger RNA. NCBI's taxonomy places the organism in Eukaryota, Metazoa, Annelida, Polychaeta, Sabellida, Oweniidae. The record is from the annotation of a GenBank genome assembly.
CAGCGGCCACAACCACCUCUGAAUCAGAGUUCUCAUCGGUUCCACCAUCUCCUCUUGUAUCAGACAGGGAAGAAAUUUCAUUUGAGAUCUCAAAGGUUAAAACAGAGGAGACCAUUCUCCUUGAGCCUGUGCCCAGUGAGACAAUCACUGAGGAACUGCAUGGCGUGGAAGUUGAGCUAGAUAUCACAUCAAUUGAGUCCUCCAUUAGGAGUUCUCCUGAGCCUGAACAGCCAGUGGAAGAACCAGAGCAGCCAGUUGAAGAACCAGUCCUUGAGGCACCUGUGUUCACUGAGAAAUUGGUACAUAAGGAUGUCAUUGAGGGAUUCCCAGCUACUAUGGAAUGCUUUGUAAAAGGCACCCCUGAACCAGAGAUAACUUGGUACCAGGU